This is a messenger RNA of Cadophora gregata, 753 nucleotides long. RefSeq lists its product as uncharacterized. Bases 1 to 753 code for a protein of 250 amino acids. Lineage: Eukaryota; Fungi; Ascomycota; Leotiomycetes; Helotiales; Ploettnerulaceae. The transcript is spliced from 3 exons. The record is from RefSeq and is a predicted model, not a curated record. Gene Ontology annotation, molecular function: protein binding.
AUGGCUUCAAUCACAGCAGAGAUGUUCUCCACCGGGAAGUACUCAGAUCUUCUGAUCAAGUGCCAAGGCAGGGCCUUCAAAGUUCAUCGUACUGUUGUCUGUCUUCAAUCUAAGCCUCUGGCUGCUGCGAUUGAUGGCAAGUUCAUGGAAGCAUUCUCAGGUGAAAUUGACCUCGAUGGCAACGAACCCGACAUCGUCUAUUGCAUGCUCAAGUUCAUGUACGAAUCAAAUCACUCUGAUGGCCGCGAUAGCGACACCACAUCCUCAACCCAAUCGCCUGCCAAGAAAGCAGAGGCAACUGGAUCAUCGCUCACAUUUGCCGCCGAUACAUCCACAACCAAGUGCCUGCUGCUCACCAAUACCAAAGUCUACAUCAUCGGCGACCAACUUCAGAUUCCGGACCUGAAGACUCUGGCAAAGAAGAAGUACGAGGAAGUAAUGUUAGCUGCGUGGGACAGUGUGUCGUUCGCUGCCAACCUCAAGUUACUCUACGAGGAGAGUAUGGAGAACGACAGGUCGUUGAAAGAUGUGGCUAUCCAUACUGCGGGGGAUCAUGCGAAGGAAUUGUGCGACCGAGGAGAAUUCGCUACUCUUUGCAGGGAAAAUGGUGAGAUCGCUUUUGAUAUUCUCAAGGCUUCCUUGACAGCGGACCCUCUAGUGAAGACGUGUCCCUUCCGCCACCAAAGCAACUAUGUGCAGCACCACUGUCGUGGGCUUACUUACUGCCAGUCUUGUGGAAACUACUUCAAUUAG